Molecule: messenger RNA, 1348 nt
Organism: Nerophis ophidion (straightnose pipefish)
Lineage: Eukaryota; Metazoa; Chordata; Actinopteri; Syngnathiformes; Syngnathidae
Product: delta-type opioid receptor-like
Exons: 3
Coding region: 1-1104 (367 amino acids)
Biological process (GO): G protein-coupled opioid receptor signaling pathway; neuropeptide signaling pathway; sensory perception of pain
Cellular component (GO): neuron projection; membrane
Molecular function (GO): dynorphin receptor activity; neuropeptide binding
Source: RefSeq, a predicted model, not a curated record
AUGGACAACGCGGCGGACGAGAUGUUCCCACAAGACAACAAGGCGGGAGAGUCGUGUUCCCUCAAUUCUUCCUGGUCCUGGUCGGGAUGCAACGUGAGUCACGAGGAGAGCUGGGAGCCGGAGAGUCUGUCCCCCAUCAUCCCUGUCAUCACCGCCCUCUACUCGCUGGUCUUCGUGGUGGGCUUGCUGGGGAACUGCCUGGUCAUGUACGUCAUCGUCAGGUACACCAAGAUGAAGACGGCCACCAACAUCUACAUCUUCAACCUGGCGCUGGCCGACGCCCUGGUCACCACCACCAUGCCCUUCCAGAGCGCCGACUACCUGCUCAACACCUGGCCCUUCGGCCAGGCCGUGUGCAAGGUCUUCAUCGCCAUCGACUACUACAACAUGUUCACCAGCAUCUUCACGCUCACCAUGAUGAGCGUGGACCGCUACGUGGCCGUCUGCCACCCCGUCAAGGCUCUGGACUUCCGCACGCCCGCCAAGGCCAAGGCCAUCAACGUGUGCGUCUGGAUCCUGUCCUCCGCCGCCGGGAUCCCCGCUCUGGUCCUGGGGGGCACGCAGACCAGCGGCGGCAUCACAGAGUGCGCCUUACAGUUCCCCGAGCCUUAUGUCUACUGGGACACCCUGAUGAAGGUCUGCGUAUUCGUCUUUGCGUUCGUGGUCCCGGUGCUGAUCAUCACCGUGUGCUACUCGCUCAUGGUCCUGCGCCUCAAGAGCGUGCGAAUGCUGUCGGGCUCGCGGGUGAAGGACCGCAACCUGCGCCGCAUCACCCGCCUGGUGGUGGUGGUGGUGGCGGUCUUCGUGGUGUGCUGGACGCCCAUCCACAUCUUCAUCCUGGUCAAGGCGCUGGUCCGCGUGCCCGAGACCACCGCCGUCAUGGCCGCCUACUUCUUCUGCGUGGCGCUGGGCUACACCAACAGCAGCCUCAACCCGGUCCUCUACGCCUUCCUGGACGAGAACUUCAAGCGCUGCUUCAAGGACUUCUGCCUGUCGGCCAGGGUGAGGCGCCAGAGAGCCGCCGGGACCAGGAGGGCGCUGGAAGUGGUGCGGGAGGCCCGGGUGCCGCUGCAGAACCCGGACCAGAACAGUAAGCCGGCGUGACUAGCCGUGGAACUGUCUUCCGUUUCUCACGGCGGGAAAGAAGACUCCCGAGACCUUGGACUCACUCACGUCACCUCCACCUUGUAGACCAGGUCUUUCUUCAGAAACUGAAUUAUUGACGCUAUCUUUCCUUCAAGACUUCUGGAUUGACUUCUUAGUCUGCUCACAUUUGGCAAAGGGCUACAACGUUACACAACACACUACACAAGUGACACACUACACUAUACAUGUUACACGCUACACU